Molecule: messenger RNA, 9243 nt
Organism: Porites evermanni
Lineage: Eukaryota; Metazoa; Cnidaria; Anthozoa; Scleractinia; Poritidae
Source: the annotation of a GenBank genome assembly
UUCUCAGUGUCUAUCUUGAUCUGUGGAGUGUGAACGAAAUUUCAAAUACACUUCGUUUGCUUUUUAAAGGCAAAUGAAAUUUAUGUAACGGCCCUAGUUUCGUUCUAUGAUCACAUAACCCAACUACACAGGAAGACGGCCUCUACAUUACACAUUAGAAAAACGGAGUGAUGCGAAAAUAAACUUUCAAUUCAAUUUCCAAAAAUAUCGUGUCGUGUAAUUUUUCCAUUUUAAGGCGUUGCAAAAGUGGAAUGUUUGGAACAAUUUUCUAAACUGGGAAGCGUCAGAUCAUAUAUCGACUACAACGACAUAAAAAGGUAAGACUUCAUGCUCUUUGCGAAUGAUUUUUUUGUUCUAUAACCUUUUUGUUUGUUCGUUAAUCACUAAACAGGUGACCGGUUGUAAAAUAAAUGCGUUCUGUCGAAUGGAAGACAUUUGUAGAUUUAUUAUGAUUAUACGGGUCGUCUACAACGGAAGUUUUAUAGAAAAUUUGACAACCAAGAGGAGUUCUUGAACCUUAUUGUCUUCUUUUUUCGACAGUAUUUUGUGAAAAAAAAAUUUGAAUUGGACUGCCUCUGUGCCUAGAUUUCCACUGAACACCAAGAGAGAGAAUCGAAAGUUUGGCAGCCGAAGUAGGUUUAGCUUGGGCUUAGAUUUGACACAAAGCUUUAAAUUUCUUAUUCCUUCAGCAGUGCUUGGCAGUAUGUGUUUAGUGAGUUUAAAAUUUAUCUAGCUAAUUGAUAUUAUCACCGCAUUACUUUUGCUAUAUUGGCAGUACAUUUUCUUGUUCUUUCAAGUUUUUACGUUAAUUCCCCAGAGAAUCUUCAUUCGAGCAGACGUGAUUUCUAAUGACUUGUCUGCGUUAUGUUUUUGGCAGGACUUUAAUCCGAGAUGGCGAAAGGCAGAGUAACAGAAGUGGACAAGGCAAGAGGGACAAUUUCAGAAGAAUCUCCGUCGAAACAGAAUCCCAGUGAGGAUCGACGUUUCUCUCUUAGAAGGAUUUUUGGGCGUUCGAAAAGCUACAAAGGCGAAAACUCGACAGACAAGUUUACAAGAAAAAGCAGUACUGAUUCAUUAGCUGUUUGCCCUGUUUGCUACGCUAUGAGAUCGAAAUCUCUUUUUCCAGAAAUUUCAACAUGUGAACACAGGUCUUGCUUCGAGUGUCUAAGACAGUACAUGACAAUUGAAAUCAAUGAGUCAAGAGUUAAUUUAACUUGUCCGGAAUGCUCAGAACGAUUUCAUCCAAACGACAUAAAGCUAAUUUUGAACAACGAUGCCUUAAUGGCCAAAUAUGAUGAAUUUACUUUACGGAGAACAUUAGUUGCAGACCCUGAUUGCCGAUGGUGUCCUGCCCCAGAUUGCGGCUAUGCUGUCAUUGCAUCUGGGUGUGCAAGCUGUCCAAAAUUGCAAUGUGAACGACCCGGUUGCAACACAGAGUUUUGCUACCACUGUAAGCAAAUCUGGCAUCCUAAUUUGACUUGUGACUCGGCAAGAAUGCGACGUGCCACUCACAUUAAGUCAAUGUCGGGAUCUGAGGGCCGCAAUUCAAAUGGCUCAGAUGACAUGAAGCCAUGUCCUAGAUGUGGCGCUUUUAUUAUCAAAAUGGAUGAUGGCUCAUGUAAUCACAUGACUUGUGCAGUUUGUGGUGCAGAGUUUUGUUGGUUAUGCAUGAAGGAAAUUUCAGAUUUGCAUUACUUAAGGUGAGGCAAUAUACUUAGCUGCAUGUAAAGGAAAAUUUGGAGGCAUUUAAAUAAGAUGCCUUUUUCUCUAAAAAAAAUAUUGCAUGUAUGGUGCCUGCUACUUUGGUUAUCCUAUCUCCUACUACAGAACACUCUGACUGCACCAAAUACAUUAAACUAUGAUACAGACACCUGUUUAGUGCAGACACUUGGGUGUCUGGCAUUGUUAUCUGUUUUAAGGAGGGGGACGUUGGGGGCUAUUCAAUACCUCAAUACCAUGAGAAAAAUUGGCAAAUACCAUGUCAAAAAUUGAUGAAAUACUGAUACCGCAUUUAUGACCAUCUCACCUGUUUGUUUAUCUCAAGCAUGAAUGCACCAGCAAUCAACCUCAGCCAUUGCGUGAAAACGCCAGAAGACCUCAAACUGAUCAGUACAAUGAUAAAAAAGCCCAGGCAUUUGAUGCCCUACCAGUUUCAUCGUAGAUUAUCGGUCAGAAAUUGUGUAAUCAUUUACCGUUUUAUAGUUUUAAGUCUUAAAAAUAUUGACCUGCAUUAGACAGGAGAGAGCAAGUGAACAGUACCGCAAUGAUUCCAUGAAGGGCCUUCUUUUACCGAAUACCAAUACAGCACAUCAAAAUGAGAGUUACCGAUCAGAAAUACUGCUUGGAAAAAAGCUCAAUACUGUUUAACCCCUUCAAGGGAGUGUGACUGUACAGUGGAACAUUUAUAGGCGCGGGAGCCGGGGAUUUUAACCAGCUGUAAGGAGCAUGACCGUUGGCUACUUUAUAGAAAACAGAAAGAAAAUGCAUGUUAGGAUGUAGAACCAAAAGAACUCCCAAGCUGUUCAAUUCCCCUGUCCUAUAAAUUCAGUUCCACCAUCACUUGAACCUUGGGGGAAAAAAACACCUAAACACUCUUCUUUUCCUAAAAUAUGUCUUCAAACUGUGCUCUAAGAUACAGAAGUCAUUCUUUUAUACUUUAUAGCCCAUCUGGUUGCACUUUUUGGGGUAAAAAGCCUUGGAGUCGUAAGAAGAAGAUCCUAUGGCAAAUGGGAACUCUCAUUGGUGCACCCCUUGGUAUUGCCUUGGCUGCAGGAGUGGUACUACCUGCCAUGGUGAUUGGUAUCCCUGUGUAUGUUGGAAGACAGGUAGGGAUUAAGAGCACAGAGUCACAGUUGGCUGACUGAAACAACAGCAUCCCGAAAGACUGACAAAAAUUGCUUGCACCAAAUCUUUUUAGCCAUGGGUUUGGUGUUUGCAAGUGGAUAUUAGGGACUUAAAACAAAUCGCUAUGGCGACCUAUAAUGGUGGUCGUGGAUGCAGAGUCCUGGGGAGAGUACAUUACUUUAAGCAAGCGGCACCCAAACAGUGACCAUGGGGUUUCUCUCUCAUUUGCUUUCGCUGUUAGUAAAAUGCAGGGAAGAUGUAAUCACUGGAAAACCAGAAGCAUCAAAAACUUUCUUGAUAAAGUGAAAAACAACCCAUGAUAGGUUUUAAAACCAGUGAUUGUAAAAAAUAGGAGAAAAAUUGAAUUUUAUACUCACGUGGGAGCAACUACGCCACAAGGCAGGUCUUCAUUUUGUAGGAUUUGGCAUUACACCAAAAGAUCAUGUCCAAGCAUGCACAUUGAGUCAUUUUUUGGCUUUUCUACUUCUGGCCUUCAUAGUAGAGGUCACUAUGGUUAUUUGCUUAAAGUCCUUAUUUUGUCAGUCACAGAUAAUGAUCAGCAAUAUUGCGGGAUGCAGCUAAGGAAAAGUUAAGCAGGCUUUUUCAUUAGUCCAGCCGGCAUUUUUAUUCAACUCCACCUUCAGAAAUUGCAUUUCUUUGUUUCCCAGACCAGUAUGAGAUGAUGGUAAAUUCUUUUUCAGCUGGUGAAAUUAGCCAGCAGCCAGCCCUUAGCCACAUCUGUGAAUUACUGUUGGUCCUAACACAGCAGAUGGGCCAGGGGGUGGAGUAGAGAGUACUGCCAGGUGUUAUUUAUGGGAAAUUGUUUAGUAGUAAUGAAGAUUUAAGUUUCUGGUUUAUAGUCUGGCUUGAUGCCUAGUCAAGAAAGUUAGCAAAGUCAACUGCAGUGUUGCUAAAGAUUAACGGUCCCAGCAGCACACAUAGACCCCAGGGUCCUAAAACUGUGAAUAGCAAUCAACAUUUUUUGCUCCUAACAAUAUCCAUACACUUUCAAGAGAUACUGUAAUGAGAAUCAAUGGAAUGAUCACUAAAGGUAAAAUUUCUUGAUCUUUUGUCAAGUUCUCUCAACUUAUACUUUAAGGAAAUGAAUAGAGACCAGUUUGGAGAAUUUGUAUGUGGAUACUGGGGUUUAAAGGGUUAAACUUUUUCAACAAACUAUGUCUGUCCUCUUUUAGAAUUCAGCCAGGGCAAAACCCAUUCUUGUAUUUGCCAUUUGUUUGACCGCGUGAAUUAAGAAAAAAACAAACAGUCUUCUCUUUGUUUAUUACGCUUUUUUAGCCUUACUUAGUCUUAACAGCCAAGUAUUGCAAUUCACAGGAGGUGACAAGUUUUUGCUUUCAUUGUUUUGACCAUUCACCUGAUGUUUGACAAUUGUUUUCCCAGUUGAAAGUGACUUUUCCAUGUAGGUACCAAGUGGUGACAAAACAAAGAUUUUGGUUGCCUGGUGGCAAAUUCUAGGUCCCAAAAAAUGUCUGCAGAAUUAAUUAUUGUGACUUACAGUAUUGAAAAACAUUAAAAGAUGUUUUUGAUACAGUAAUCAAAUUUCUUUACACAAAAAGUCGUCUUAAAAUGUAAACAUGAUAAUGAAAGAUCUAAAAAGGUAACAACUCAUGAUCAUGCAAUCAAGGAUAGAAGCAUGACAUGUAAUUCCAGAGGGUUGAAAUCAUUUUGAUUGACAAGGAAUUUCACUUGUAAUUAGGUAAAUCGCUGUGAGUUUUAGCAGGUCUCUCCCUCAAAAUACAAGCAUGACACAUAGCUAGUACUUAGUUAUUAGCUGCUGGCUUGUGGCCAUUAAAUGCUCAUAGUAUUAAUAAUUCCUUAAGCAGGGGUUGUAACAUUAACAAGUCAAAAAGCUAGUUGCAUGCUGUCAACCUGUUUUGAAAGUCUGGUCAUCAGCGCUCAAGUUCUACUUGCUGUGGCAUCCAGGAGGGCUCAUUAACAUUAUUAUGGAGCCAGAGUUUGGCCCUGUUCGCACUCUUCAAAGUUUUGUUUGUUUUGCAAAAAAUCUGCUAACAGUGAGCAGAUAAAUUCUAGUGCAAAAUGGUUUUUUUCACCUAUCAAAGAUGCUGUCUAGAAAGUUUGGAGGGGUACAAUGUUUUGUCAGGCAAUGAAAUCCUUUGCUCCUUGACAGCUAUCCUUUGUCUGUUAUCUUAUUUUUCAAACUUGACUAAUAAUAGUUCCUUUAAUUGACGUUGUUGGUUACAUUAAAACUUUUGCGUACCUCAGAUGCAAACAAGGUUACAAAAACAAAAAUUUGGUAACUACACAAGUUUCAAUUUUUUUGCAAAUUCCAAACUCCAUUUUCUGUUGUAGUGCGAACAGGACCUAUGCAGACUGUAUUUUAUGCUAAUACAUGUCAUGGCGCUCAGAAAGUCCCGUCCAAUAUUCUGGGACAAGGAGAUUCUGUGCUGGGCAAGUAGAUGUGCCUUAAAAAAUGUGUAAAAUGUGAGAGCUGUGUGCCCAAAGGACAUGCUGGAAGUCAAGUUUUUUUUUAGCCCUGUCUAUGUUACAUGCAUUUAACCGUUUGCUGCUCAUUAAAAAUUUAAAAUAGAAUUUAAAACCAUUGUAAUUAUUUUCCUGUAGGGAAGCAAAAGGGGUAUGCUUUUCUGAAUACCAGUAACCCAACUUUUUUUUCAUUCAGAUCCAUGACAAGUAUGACAAACCUUAUCAGUCAAGGCGGAAACGUCACUUGGCCAUCACAGGGGCAGUGACAGUGUCAAUCAUAGCAGCACCUAUCCUUGCCGCACUGACAGUUGGGGUUGGGGUGCCAAUUGCUCUAGGUUACAUCUAUGGAGUGGUUCCAAUAUCUCUGUGCCGCAGUGGUGGUUGCGCCACAGUAACCAAUAUCAGAAAUGGUAAAGGAGUGAAUCUUGACUUUGACGAAGAUGGUGAGCCUUCCACAGGGAUGCCAGGGGUUGUAGGAGCAUUUGGUACCUCUCGUUCCAGCAGCAGAAGCAGCAUGCGUGGAGGGGAUAAGGGUUCUACCACUGGAGUUGUGACUGUUGUGGCUACCGUUAACAACAGGGUAGCAGGUAUGUGAAUUAUUAAGCUCAUCCAUUCUCUUUCCACUUUUUCUGUACUGCAGGAAAGAGGGCUGAUGAAUCCACUUUAAGGCAGGGUUCAUACAGAACCUGGAAAGUCAUUAGAUUUGAGAAUUUCAUGUUUCCAGGCCUUGAAAGUCAUGGAAAAUUAAAGUUCUGUUUGGUAGACUAUGUAGUAGAGGCAAGAAAUUAAACAGCACAGAGGGCAAAAGUUUGGUGGACACCAUGGUUCAUGUCUGUUGAAUCGAGUUACGUCAAAAAUGCCCUAAAACAGGGAAAGGUUUGAAAAUUUUGUUAGGAGUAUAAACCCCAUAAGCAUAGGGGCAUUAUCAGUGAUAUUUCUUUGCUGAGCUGCAAAAUUAACAUGGGGCUUCUGCAGAGCACAUGUAGUGCAUGACCCAGCUUAACUCCAUAAAAUUCUUCCAAAGGCUUCCAAAUUGAAAGUGCAGUUGCUUUUUAUUAACAACCAAGGGACACUUGCACAGUGUUCGUCUGAAUCUGUGAACACUUUGAGCCCGUACAGCNUUUCUUACCCUCCAAUGUAACAUUUCUCAUUUUUCUUUUGGUUCUUUUAACACUUUAGUCCCGGACAGCCUUAAUGUGUUGUUUUUUUUUUGGCUUCAAAGUGGGCGUGCGAGACAUAUAUAAAUUUGUUGUUCUUCCUGGUAAUUGCUAACGCGCGCUUUUUAUAUUUUGUUGGUACGAGUGUUCACAUGUUGUGUUUUUUUUUUUUUUUAUGUUGUAACCCCUUUUAUAAUCCUGAGGUGAAGGCUGUUAAAUGCAGCCAAAAUAUAGGUUCACCGUGUUAAGAAACAUCUGGUGUCCUCAUUUGUGAUGGAUAUAUUAUUAUGUUAUUUAAUUAUUAUUAUUUUAUCAAUAACUGCUUUAUUUGUUCAUUAUAAGGUGACUGUUACAUAUAGUUGUCCCAAAUUGCUCUUGAUUUUUUUACUGAUUUUGUCUUCUGUUUCUCUUAUAGACACGGAAAGUGGCAAACAACCCAGUAUUAGUAUGAGUCAGGACUGCUCUAGCUUAGACAGUAGCACCAUUGGACCCCGAGGGGGAGGUGAUGGUGACAGUCAUGCCUCACUGAUUCCUGGACCCCGCAGUUGCACUGUCAGCAUCGCAAGUAGCUUUGACAAUUUUAACAUCAACAAUUGCGAUGGUUUUGCUACGACAUCUUCAAUUGCAGAGGCUAUGGUGGCAGACGAUAUUGUUGAACAAACCUCAGUUACUAACAUAUCCCAUCAUGGUAGUACCGUGGACAAGGACAGUUUAUCAGUUUUGGAAAGUGUUGGUAGUAAUGAAGAUGAUUAAUUUGUUACACACUUUAUCUAGCUGAGUGUUUUGUCUAUGCAUGUGCACAAACAAGUGGGGUUUCUUUUGCUCCUUUGUGUUUAGCAUUCUCUCUGUCAAGUCAUAUUGAAAUAUGAUGUUACAGGUAUUUUGCAAAUCCCACCAUUUUGAUAUGCACAAAUGAACUAAAAUUGCUGGUUUUUGUACCGGGAUAUUAUUAAUGUAAAUGAAUUAAUGUUAAUCAACACAUGAAAUGUAAAGUUAAGUAUUUUUUAUAAUUUCCGUAAUUAUUUUGUACAUUCUGACUUUUCAUUUUGCUUUAGUCAUCAUUCAAUAAGAUGUACCAGUAGUAAUAUUUCUGCCAUUAGAAUAAUAUUAAUUAUCAUAGAAGAGGAGUUAUAUUUAUUUGACGAAAAUGAUAAUUUAUCUUAGGUGAGUUUUUUCUUCAAUUAAGUGUACAUAAUUUAAGUUGUCAUUUGUGUUUUCAAAGAAUUUUUUUGUUUCCUUGACUGCACUUUCCUGUUGCAUUUUUAAUGAGCAAGCGGUUAUUGUUUCUUGAUGGUUUUUUUUCUAACAAACAUUUACAAAUUGCAUUGUGUUAAUUAAUUUGCAUACAGGUUGAAAACUUUGGAAGCUUUAUCAAUUGUAAUGUGGCAUGCAUGGACAUAAUAAAUGCUAUAACUUUUUGUUUAUUGUGGGAUUGAGAAGAAUGAUUAUGGUUUUAAACUAUCGAUGGUAAUUGUGUUGUAUAAUUAGGUUUAUAUAUAUCCAUGACUGCCCUGAUUCAUGAGGAAGUCAGGCAGGUGCUGAGAGCACAUUUGAAUUUACAAUCUUCAAUGUUCCUUGGAUGAACUUUUAUCUUGUUCUCAAUCUCAUUAAUAAUAGAUUAAGCUAUUUACAACAAAGGAGUUUUUGAAGACCUUUAGUAUGGAUUCAUUUGUACCAUAUAUACAUGUAUACAGGGUCCGAAAUUGCGCCUUCUCGGUCGCCAAUGCGAUCAAAAUUCAGUUCUGGCGACCAGAAUUUCAUGGCCGGUCGCCAGCUGGCGACUUGUAAAGGUGGUUGUUAUUGUAGACUUUCACGUUCGGAGAAAAUGAUUAGGAAUUGAAACCUCGAAGCUAUUUGCCAACAGGGGCGUACUUUUUGUCCUGCUGAUAUUUUUUUAAUUUAAAAGUGAAACGAAUCUUCCUGUAAAUAUACCUCCACAACAGCUACCAUCAAUACGAGUUGAACAUUUCCAAGCCGCCAAGGGGGAUUUUUUGGCGACCAUAAUUUGCCCUCUGGCGACCAAAAAUUUAUACUUGCUCACCAGUUGGGGCCCAUAUUAAAAAGUUAAUUUCGGACCCUGGUAUAGCCUUCACAUUUGCCCCUGGAAUUUUUUAUUGUUUUUGAGUUUUAUUUUUUUCUUAAUAAGUAAAUAAAUUGCAACAGGCAAAUGCGAUGGCUAGACACGUAGGUGUAUGCUGCAAAUGAAUACCCACCCACAUUAGGAUAAUUGGUCAUUUGGUAAUAUCCAGCCUGUCUGGAUAUUUGUUGAAAGACUGCCUCAUGUUUCAUGUAUUUACUAUCAAUAAAAGGUUUAUGGAAAAAGAAAGGAAAUCACCUAAGUGCCACAAAAAUAAUCACGUUUUGUGGAAAAUUUCUUUUGCUAAGUGUUUUAACUAGUAUCCAGACAGCUUACAGCCGAAUUAAUUACAAAAGCAAAGGAUGUGGCUUUAAGCUACCCACUUUGUGUUUGACAUUGGUUUUAAAACUUCAUGACUUGAAAAAUCUUGUGGAGUUACCAGAUUAUAUUGUUACAGUUUACUUGGAUAUCAGGAGAUUUAAUAGUCUUGCAAUCAAAUUUCCAUUAGCUAAACUUAUGGUUUCUCAUGUAUAUAGAAUCCUACUGUAAUAUACAAUCUUUUCAAUUGUCUGUAGUUAUUGAUAACAAGAACUUAUUCCUGCAGUAAAAGCAUAUUAGUCUGUACAUACACUGUAGAUAGUCAUUCUUCCUCGCAUCUAUAUUAAAAGGUAAAAUAAUUUUUUCUUUGAAGUAAAAUAAAAU